AUGUCUGAGUUUACGCCAACAAACCCAAAGCCAUUCCUUCGUCAGCUGAUAGAUAAACAAGUAGUUGUAACCCUAAAGUUUAACAACACAAAGUAUAAAGGGAAAUUAGUUUCUACAGAUAACUAUUUCAACAUACAACUUACCGAAGCAGAAGAGUUUGUUAACGAGAGCUCAAGAGGUGUUAUUGGUGACAUAUUCAUUAGAUGUAACAAUGUACUGUGGAUAGGCGAAGAUUUAUCAAAUGCAGAACAGGUAGUGUAG
Molecule: messenger RNA, 261 nt
Organism: Eremothecium sinecaudum
Lineage: Eukaryota; Fungi; Ascomycota; Saccharomycetes; Saccharomycetales; Saccharomycetaceae
Gene: SMX3
Product: mRNA splicing protein SMX3
Exons: 2
Coding region: 1-261 (86 amino acids)
Biological process (GO): spliceosomal snRNP assembly; mRNA splicing, via spliceosome
Cellular component (GO): U1 snRNP; catalytic step 2 spliceosome
Molecular function (GO): RNA binding
Source: RefSeq, a predicted model, not a curated record